Molecule: messenger RNA, 891 nt
Organism: Gregarina niphandrodes
Lineage: Eukaryota; Apicomplexa; Conoidasida; Eugregarinorida; Gregarinidae
Exons: 1
Coding region: 1-891 (296 amino acids)
Source: RefSeq, a predicted model, not a curated record
AUGAGAUUGCUUGCAUUGUGUGCCUCGUUGAUUCUGACGGCCGAGGCCGAGCCCGGUGGCGUGCUGGAGCCGACGAGGGAGCCUGAGCGUGCGGCUGUGCCAUCGACCGAAUCGGAACCAGACAACGGGCUGCGUUGUUUGCACUCUACUGAUUUGAUUUCCACGGGGACUGAGGUUACGGCUCCGUCUGGUUCGGGUGUUGGCCAGGCCGCACCCACGAUGACGACGAGUAGGGUGCAGCAAGCGACGGGCGCGGGAAGGUUAAGAAGAACGCUGUCAGAUCUAACCCAGCAGACGGUUGGGGUCGCGGAGGCAAAGCUCUGCUAUGCGAGCCAGGUGAAGAAGACGCUGAAGAGGAGGGCUGCCAGUCUGCCGGUGGCGAGUUCGGCGGCGGAUGUAGUGGCUCAAGGAGUGGAAAUUUCGCGCGAUUACUUCGGUGAUGCGGAACGCGUUUACCUCAACGUCAUUUGCAAUUGCAACGUCAAACCGAGUCUGCCCGGCAGCGGGAACUACGCCGCGAGCCUCGUCCGCCUCAGCGAGGUCGAUUGCGUCGGUAUGGUACCGAACACACGCGUGUCCUACAACUUGACCAAUCCCGGCACUUGCUUCGCCGGCGCGGUUCGCCAGUCUUACCAGGCCCGUGGCGCCGUGUCAAGACUGUUCCUGGAUACCAGCAACCAGACCACCGCCGGUAACCAGACCUCCGGCGGCAGACUCAACGUCCGGAACAGCGCAGACCUCGUGUUCCGCGCAGGUGAAUUCAAACUCGGCCCGCUCGGAUAUUACAGCGUUUGCAACAAGGACCCGCGCAUCCAGAACCUGGACCAUGUCAACCUGUUCCAGGAAGCCAAGAAAGUAGCAAACGAAAUGAAGCAACCCACAGACCUCUAA